Molecule: messenger RNA, 3981 nt
Organism: Centruroides sculpturatus (bark scorpion)
Lineage: Eukaryota; Metazoa; Arthropoda; Arachnida; Scorpiones; Buthidae
Gene: DUBAI
Product: ubiquitin carboxyl-terminal hydrolase 38-like
Exons: 13
Coding region: 171-2687 (838 amino acids)
Biological process (GO): protein deubiquitination
Cellular component (GO): nucleus; cytosol
Molecular function (GO): cysteine-type endopeptidase activity; cysteine-type deubiquitinase activity
Source: RefSeq, a predicted model, not a curated record
AAAAAAUCAAACGUGAGAUAGCAUUUUGGUGGAAUCGAAAAGCGCCCUCUGCAAAUUGUUUUCGUCACGUUUUCGAAUUUCUAAACUACGAUCGUAAGAGUUAUGUGAGUGUUAAAUAUGGAAAAAUCAUUUCCUUUGCUGAUCUAAAUCCCAAGGUUUGUAUGUAAAAAAUGGACAAGCUGUUUAAAGGAAUUGUCAAGUCGAAUAAUCCCCAAGUAUUAAAGCAGCAGCUCAUAGAAUGUUUAUUGAUUCGCACAUGUCAUCAGAGUAUUCCUCCAAGAGAUUGUUUUCACUUAUUGAAGUAUGCCUGGGAAACUGCCCUUUAUGGUGAAACAGAAUUUAUCAGAAAUUGUGGAUUGAAGGUUUAUGAAUCCUGGUCAUCUAAUAACAAAGAUGCUCUAAUUGAACUGUUUAAUAGUCUAAAUCUUAACCAAUAUUUUGAGGAUGUGGCUCUUCACCAUAAAGAUAUGUUACUUAAACUUAUAAAAAUUUCUCUAGAGGAACUUCAGGAUUCGACAAUAUUUUCCAAACUGUGCAUUGCACUUCAAAACAAUUGCAAUAACUGUUUGAAAGGGAGCAGUAACAUUGAGAUAUUGAAAUCUUUGAUUGCUUUAUUUAAAACGUUUCCUCAGUGUAUGCCUAGUGGAUCAUCGGGUGAUAAUCUUCUGGAAUCCAUCAUUCGAUAUAUUGCGUAUCUGCAGGUUAUCAAUGACUACAGCAUAAUACAAUUUAUCAUAGAUAUUGAUGCUAUUUCUGCUUUCCUACCAAGUAUUUGGAAAAAUAGUGAAACAUCCAUUAACAAAACAUUUAACACAAUUUCAAUGUUGUUAUCAUCCAAUGCUAACUGCUCACCAGCUCUAGCUUCUGUUAUUGAUGUUUUGCCACUACAUCUUGUCGAUCACAUUAAGAGUGUUGCUGGAUGUUGGAAAUCCAUAGAAAUUUUAAGAACUGCGGUGACUAGGAUGAUACAUUGGUUGAGCUGGCCGACUGCUAAAAAUAUAGACAGGUGGAUAUUGACUGUAUUAGUUGCAUUGGCAGAAAGCAAAAAGUAUCACACAUUGAUAGAGAUAUUUAAUGCAACUAUAGAUAUAGUUUUUACAAAAUUUCAAGCAGCUAUAUCGAAAAGAUCCCAUUUCAGGAUUUUGAAAUUUAUGCUUCUUUCUUAUCAACAUUCUCCAGCCAUUUUUCAUAAAAUAGCUAAACAAAUACCAGAAAUACUAACACAAAUAGAAGAAAAAAAUAAGCACUUCACUGAUGAUAUUAUUGAAGAAAUGGUUGAAUUAUUCCAUACAGUUAUGUAUUUGCAUGCUGGUUUUCCUGAUUUAUAUAAUCCUAUUAUAGAGAAAUUACAGAAAUAUAAAACUCCCUCUAAAGAAAAAAUGAAGCAGCUUCUAUCGGAAUAUAGAUGGGAAAAUCAAAUUAAGAAGAGAAAUAAAUCCGAAACUGGAAUGGUAGGAUUAGAUAAUAUCGGAAAUACGUGUUAUCUGAAUUGUAUUCUUCAGGCAUUAUAUAUGACAGAUUAUUUCAGAUAUUCAGUGUUAAAAGUGGCCCCAAAACCUCAGGAAACUAUAUUACUCAAAUUACAAGAAGUGUUUGCUUAUUUAAGUUUAACACAGAGACCAUCUUUCUCUCCAAAUCAUUUUCUGGAAAUAUCAAGACCAUCUUGGUUUAAAAUGGGAGAACAGCAAGACUGUGCUGAAUUUCUUCAUUUUCUUUUUGAUUUGCUUAUUGAACAGAACAAAUUUACUUGUCAGUCUCCGCAAUCAAGUGAAAGUCAAGAUAAUUCACUAAUUGAGGAUGUGUUCAGUGGCGUUUCAGAAACAACAUAUAUUUGUUCUUGUUGCAAUAAUUCAUCAGUUCAUUCCGAAAAGUUUACAUCACUACAUUUGGCAAUUCCAGAUGCAGAAGAAAAUAAAGAUUCUUCAGAUGAUAAAGAUGAAGUCAGAAUAGAACUUAGUGAUCUGAUAUUAAAUUAUCUAAAGCCCGAAAUUUUAGAAGGUGAAAAUAAAUAUUUUUGUGAUAACUGUAAAGAAUUACACACAGGAAAAAAACAGUCAAAAAUUAAAAAGUUUCCCACUUACCUUAUAAUAACACUUCUCAGAUUUUCAUACAAUCCCGUUCUUCAUAAAAAAACAAAAAUUAUCUCAAUAGUUAAUUAUCCGUAUGAACUGUUAUGGCCUUUGGAUGAAAAUAAUUGUAAAGUCUAUCAUUUGUAUGCUGUUGUCAUUCACUCAGGUACUUCAACAGAAAGAGGUCAUUAUUAUACAUAUGCAAGACAUUCGUCCUCAACUACUAAUGUGCCAGUCCAAGAGCAGAAAUGGUAUCUAUUCAACGACAGUCAUGUGUUUUUAACAUCUUACAAUUCUCUUGAAACCUUAGCACAACGAUUCCCAAAAGAUACGGCCUAUGUUUUAUUUUAUCAGGAAGCUCCCAAUGAGAGAACCUAUUGUAUUACUGAUGAGAAUGUUAAUAAUUUCAUUCAUUCAGAGCUGAAAGAACUUAUAUUUAAUGACAAUAUUAAAUAUUUAGAAGAACAAGAAGCAGAACGUUCCCUUGAACGAAUGAAACAUUCUCAAGAUUAUCUAAUGCUGUCCAAAAGAUUUCACAGGGAUUUUGAUGGUUCCCCUCCAUCCGGAGGUUGCGGUAGUUCUGGAUCAGAUAUGUCUUUUCCAAGAUUUGUAUAUUAGAAAUAUUUAUUUCAAGAAUAUUUGACACAAUUAUAAAAAAAAAACCAAAACAAUAUAAAGCUUAAUUUAAUAAUUUAUAUGUAGAUUUAAUAUUUGUUAAAACUAAAAGCAAUGUAAAUUAGUACAUAUAUACUGUACAUAGAUUAGAUCUUUAAAUUAUGGAGUCAAAAUCCAUCUGUAUAAAAUUACCAUUUGUUGCUGAAAUUUAUAAAUAUUUCAAAAUGACGUAAUAAUUUUAAAAGUAAUAAAGUAUUUUACACAAUCAAAAAAGAAAAAUUAUAAAUGUAUAUAUAUUUAAUACAUUUUUUUAUAAAUAAAUUAUGUUAGACAAGAACUCUGCUCAGUUCCAUUAACUAAAAUUAUAAUAGAUUUAACAUCUCGACUAAUUUUAAUAUAGUAGAUAUUUUUAUACGAUAUUUUUUAUCAAACAUCACGCUAAAUAUGAGGUGGGCGCUUGAAUUGAGUGCAAUCUUUAAAUAAGUUAUAAAAUAUUAAUUAGGGAUGCUACCAAUAGCAUUACUACAGUGUGAUCAUAUAGACCAAAAACCAAACUUUGUAUUAAGAAUGGAAAUCAAUGAGAUUUCAGGAAUUGUGCCUGCAUUUAUGUUGAACAUAUUGAUUGCUGAAAGUAAUAAUACAGGCAUAAAUUCGUCCCUUUUUCUUUAGAGAAACACUGAACACCAUUGCAGAUUUUCACAGAAUUUGCUGAAAAACUUAUGAUGAUGAACUGAGUAUUACUUCCAGUAAGAUGGAGUGACUUGCCAUACAUUACAGGAGUCAAUGGUUACAAUCCAGAGCAUUUUUGAGGAUCACGUCAUCUCCAAGAAUAUCUGGCCGCCACAGUUUUACAAACUUCUUUUUUGUUGCGGCUAUCUUAAGAAAAGAAUGUAGCAUAACUAACCCUGCACAGUUAGAGGAUAAUAUUGAGAACUAGAUCCAAAACAUUGAGAUACAUCGUGUGGCUGACAGAAGGCAGUGGCUACUUCCAAUACUUUCUGUGAUAUGAUGUGUUGUUCAACAUAAGUGGAGGUAUGCUUACAGAGCACCUCAUCAAUUUUCAUUAAAUUAAUUUGUUUAAGAUUUAUGAUAAAAAUGUGUGUUCAAGUCUAUAUGAAUCAUCCUGUAUUACUUGCAGAAAGAGAAUGAAAUGGUAUAAUUUACAGCAAAUUCAGAAAUUGUAUUUGGUGCAGCAUGUUCUACAGUAGAAAUAUUUUAAAAUGCUUCAUUAGAUAGAGAUAAACUAGUAUUGUAUUUACACUAAGCUUCCAAACAUCUCCGUUUAUCUAAGAUUUAA